Messenger RNA from Telopea speciosissima, 531 nucleotides. RefSeq names its product CASP-like protein 1D2. The record is from RefSeq and is a predicted model, not a curated record. Lineage: Eukaryota; Viridiplantae; Streptophyta; Magnoliopsida; Proteales; Proteaceae. The transcript is spliced from 3 exons. Bases 1 to 531 code for a protein of 176 amino acids.
AUGGAAAAAGGGAAGUCUGAGGUGGCAGUGAGCGACAUGGUUAGCUACAAACUGCAGACAUUGGAUUUGUUUCUUAGAUUCUUAGUGUUUGCGGCAUCACUUGUGGGUUUGCUGGUUAUGGGCACUAGCACGGACACCGCACUUACAGAGACAACGGAACUCGAAUACUUCCCAGCCUUGAUAUACUUUGAGGUAGCGCUUUCAAUAGCUGGAUUUUACGCUAUUAUCACAGUGAUUGGAUCCUUUAUGGCCAGCGGGAAACCAAAUCCCUCUAAGAAGCUAUUGAUCCUAUCUGCAGUAUUUGAUGCGAUGAUGGUUGGGAUUGUGGGCUCAGCCACCGGUUCAGCAGCCGCCUUCGGGUACGUCGAUCUUAAGGGCAGUCCUGAGAUGGGAUGGAUGUAUAUGUGCCAUGAAUUCCAACAUUUUUGCCGCUACAUUGCGGUUGCAUCGGCAAUCUCUUUGUUUGAAUCCAUUGUCCUCGUCUUGCUUGUUUUGUGCUCUACGUACCACCUCUACCAUUUGAGCCGGUGA